ACUUACACACACAGAAAAAGGCAGGGCUUGGGUUUCUCAGCUGACUUUCGAGUUCUCCCUUUGUUCUUCAGCUUGAAGGAGCCUUCUCUACGGCUUUUCCUCGCAAAGCUUACUAUUUCACUUCAGAUUAUUUGUGGCUAAUUCGUUUUAUUCGGCCUACGUCAAGAAAAUUGAUAUCUUGACCAUGUUGAUUACUGAUCCAACAAAGAAGUUAUCUUUUAAUCGUUGCAUCAGUGAUGGAGAUUUGGUUAUUGUUUAUGAGAGGCAUGAUAUUAUGAAGGCUGUUAAAGUGUGUGAGAAUUCAGUGCUUCAGAACCGAUUUGGUGUAUUUAAACAUUCAGAUUGGAUUGGAAAGCCCUUUGGCUCCAAGGUUUUCAGUGACAAGGGUGGGUUUGUUUACUUAUUGGCUCCAACACCUGAGUUAUGGACCCUGGUUCUAAGCCACAGGACUCAGAUUCUCUAUAUUGCUGAUAUUAGCUUUGUGAUCAUGUACUUGGAAAUAGUUCCUGGUUGUUUGGUUCUUGAGUCAGGGACUGGAAGUGGAUCUCUAACAACCUCACUUGCCAGGGCUGUGGCUCCAACAGGACAUGUCUAUACUUUUGAUUUCCACGAACAGAGGGCUGCUUCAGCUAGAGAGGAUUUUGAGAGAACAGGAAUAAGCAGCUUAGUCACUGUGGGAGUUAGAGAUAUACAGGGUGAGGGAUUUCCUGAUGAUUUUGUUGGGAUGGCUGAUUCUGUAUUUCUAGACUUACCUCAACCUUGGCUGGCCAUUCCUUCAGCUGGCAGAAUGUUAAAACAAGAUGGGAUUUUGUGUUCUUUCUCACCAUGCAUUGAACAAGUGCAACGCUCAUGUGAGACCCUAAGAUCGAACUUUACUGAUAUAAGGACAUUUGAGGUAUUGCUCCGAACAUAUGAGGUUCGUGAAUGGAAAACGGAUUGCUCCAAGGUGGAUGAAGGUGGUUCUGUUGGGUUUCCUCCAUGCAAGAGGAGGCAACCUUCAAAUGAACGGAGUGUGCAGGACAAUCCAAGUUCUUUGCAAGUCAUGGCUCGGCCAUCUGCUGAGUCUAGAGGCCACACUGGGUAUUUGACAUUUGCAAGACUUAAGUGCCUCUCGUGAAGAAUGGUCGCACGACCAUCAAGUUCAUACCUAAACACAGCUUUGUGUCCCUUAAUUUGGUUCAUUCCUCACUGACUGUUUCUUUAUCCCCUAUAGCGCAUGUCUAGACAAUGAGACUUUGUAUCAGCACUUUGGAACGCACGAUUAUCUUCAAUGAUAAGGAUUUUUCUAUGAACUAUCUUUUUACCGAGAGGUUCAUAUUUUGUUGCCACAACUUUGAGAUUCAGUAAAAUUAAGGAUAUGAU
Rubroshorea leprosula is the source of this 1362-nucleotide messenger RNA. The record is from the annotation of a GenBank genome assembly. Lineage: Eukaryota; Viridiplantae; Streptophyta; Magnoliopsida; Malvales; Dipterocarpaceae.